Molecule: messenger RNA, 1418 nt
Organism: Phacochoerus africanus (Common warthog)
Lineage: Eukaryota; Metazoa; Chordata; Mammalia; Artiodactyla; Suidae
Gene: FGF22
Product: fibroblast growth factor 22
Exons: 3
Coding region: 106-618 (170 amino acids)
Biological process (GO): fibroblast growth factor receptor signaling pathway; positive regulation of protein phosphorylation; animal organ morphogenesis
Cellular component (GO): cytoplasm
Molecular function (GO): fibroblast growth factor receptor binding; growth factor activity
Source: RefSeq, a predicted model, not a curated record
CCCGCGGUGCAGCUGCGUCGGGGUCUCCGCCUGCUGAUCGCUCAAUGGCAGAGCCACAGACGCGCGCCGGGAGCCCAAAGAGGGCAGCAAGCGGGGCUCGGGGCCAUGCGCGGCCGCCUAUGGCUGGGCCUGGCGUGGCUACUGCUGGCUCGGGCGCCCGGCGCCGCGGGGACCCGAAACAAUCUGCGGAGACCGCGCAGCUACCCACACCUGGAGGGCGACGUGCGCUGGCGGCGCCUCUUCUCCUCCACCCACUUCUUUCUGCUGGUGGACCCCAGUGGCCGUGUGCAAGGCACCCGCUGGCACCACAGCCCUGACAGCGUCUUUGAAAUCCGCUCCAUCCGCGUGGGUGUCGUGGCGCUCAAGGCGGUGCACACUGGCUUCUACGUGGCCAUGAACCGCCGCGGCCGUCUCUACGGGUCGCGGGUCUGCACUGUACACUGCAGGUUCCGGGAGCAUAUCGAGGAGAACGGAUACAAUACCUACGCCUCUGUCCGCUGGCAGCACCUGGGCCGACCCAUGUUCCUGGCGCUGGAUGGGCGCGGUGCCCCCAGGCGCGGUAGCCUCACGCGGCAACACCACCUGUCCACCCACUUCCUGCCCAUCCUGGUCUCCUGAGGCGGACCGUCCACGAGCAGUGGCUGGAGGAAGAUUCCAGGAGACUGACCGCAUGAGCCUGCAGCCAGAGGCUGGGGAAGGCCCUGCCACCCCCAACACCUGCUUGGUCCCUCUCUGGUUUUACACGCAUGGAGUGCCUGCUGUGCUGGGCACUGGGGUCACUGCAGGAGCCCCCAGAUAUGGCCCGGCCCUCAGAGCUCCUGAGUCAGAGGGGAGGUGGACACAGAGUGAGCAGAAGCCGUCACAAGCUGGGGGGCAGGGAGGCCUCAACAAGGCAGCUGCCAGGCCUUGGGGGGCCCUCCUGGCUGGACACUGCCUAGCAGAGGCAGGGAAUGGGAACCCACUGGGGGGUGAGCCAGUGAGGAGGAGGGGAGGCUGGGGCCAAAUGAGGGGUUUUGGGGCAAGGGGAACACGGAGACUCCAUGGAGGGGCAGGUCCUGGUCCCAGGCCAAGAAUGUGUCAUUUCCCGUGGCAGAGGAGACUUUGCAGGUGGAGUUAAGUGAAGACCCGAGAUGGGGAUGGUCCUGGAUUCCCCAGGGGCCCAGUAUCAUCACCAGGUCCUCAUAAGAGGGAGGCGGGAGGGUCAGAGGCAGAGAGACGGGAGAUGCCGUGCUGCUGGCUGUGAGGAUGGAGGAAGGGGCUGCAGGCCAGGGAUGCAGCGCCUCUAGAAGCUGGAAAAGAAACAAAUUUCCCCUGAGCCUCCAGAAUGACCAGCCCUGCCCACACCUGGGUUUAGCCACGGGACACUGAAAUCAUGACCCCAGGGCAGUGAGAUAAUAAACCUGUGUUGUCUUAAGACA